Contarinia nasturtii (swede midge) is the source of this 3014-nucleotide messenger RNA. Its product is annotated as UBX domain-containing protein 7-like. Lineage: Eukaryota; Metazoa; Arthropoda; Insecta; Diptera; Cecidomyiidae. Gene Ontology annotation, cellular component: nucleus. The transcript is spliced from 6 exons. Gene Ontology annotation, biological process: proteasome-mediated ubiquitin-dependent protein catabolic process. Bases 662 to 2323 code for a protein of 553 amino acids. The record is from RefSeq and is a predicted model, not a curated record. Gene Ontology annotation, molecular function: ubiquitin binding.
ACAUGUGAGUGUUGGUUAUAGCCGUGCGCUCUCUAUUUCAUUUGACAGAGUGACAGCUCGAAAAAUUGGAGGCAAACGCAACAAAUACAAUGUCUCAAUAAUAAUUGCAUCUCGUUUUCGGUUGCAUUGAGUGAUAGAAAGAGAACGACAACACCAUUGAGAAUAGAUACAAAGGAAAUGCAAAAUUAAAGAGUCUAUUGCUGCUGUUGUUGUCCAAAAAGCAACCAAAUCUCAGAGUGACGCCAUUAAGAAGUGCGCUUGGUGAAUUGAAUGUGUAUUGUGUGAGUGGUGGUUAUUUUUUUAUCUUCUACUCGUUCUUGUGUUGCGCUCCCGUUUAUUUAUGUUUAUACACGUUUUGUUUACGGUGCACUCCAUCACCAAUGUCGAGUUUCGAGCAAUUCGUAUAAUAUGCAUAUUUAAAGUUGACAUUUUACAGACGCGCUGAUACACACACAUCAAUUUCAUAAUAUUAAAAAAAGUAACAACAAUUGUUUUAUAUUUCACGGUUUUUUUUUUCAUACGAUUUUAUUGAAUAAGUAAAGCACGUGUUAGUUUAUAAGUGUAAUAGAUUUAGGCGAUUAGAAAUUGGCAUUCCACGAUUAAGGAAGUGCCCAUUCAUAAAAAAAAUAUAUAUACACACACAUACCACAAAUUGAACAAAAUGAGUGAAGAAUCCGAACAAAAUAAUCAAAUUGCAUUGUUUAUGGAAAUAUCGGGUGCUGAUUUCGAUACCGCACGCCAAGCACUCACCGUAAACAAUUUCAAUUUGGAACAGGCAAUCAACUAUCAUUUAGAACGAUCAAAUGCGAUCGGUGCACCAGAGGAUGAUGUUGCAGCGGCAUCCACAUCGACUGACGCAAAUUUACCAAUUGACGAUGAUGACGAAGUUCGACCGCCCAUUCUACCGAAACGUGAACAACUCAUUUUACCAAAUGAAGAUAAUUUUCGGUAUCGCAAACGUUUGACAACAGCCACCCGUACCGUUUGUCCACUGCGAAAUUUUGAAUUAGAAGGUCGAAUGCAAGAGGAACGAUUGAAAGCAGUUGUUAUGGGCAAUAUAUCAACGACGGGCAUCGAUCCAUCCGAUGUUGAUGAAUCGAUAAAUUAUUUAACAAAAGCAACGGCAUCAAAUCCAAAAGAGAAUAUUCUUGGCUUUUCAAAUAGCACACGUGAAUUGUUCAAUCGUCAAUUGAAUGCAAGCGCAGCACAACCGUCCACAAAAUCAACCGUACCAAGCCGAUUGAGCGAACUAUUUCGGCCACCCGUUGAUAUGACAUUUUGCGGUUCAUUUCAAGCGGCCCGUGACUAUGCCAAAGAGCAAAAUAAAUGGCUUAUCGUUAACGUACAAGAUAUGAGUGAUUUUAAUUGUCAAGUACUAAAUCGUGAUAUUUGGUCAAGUGACAAAUUACGAGAGAUCAUUAAGCGAUACUUUGUCUUUUGGCAAGUGGCCAUUGAUAAUACGGACGGCCAUCGAUUUCAAGUAUUUUAUGGUAUACAAGUAUUUCCAUAUGUUGGCAUCAUUGAUCCACGUACCGGGGAAGAAAAACUUUGCUACAAAACUGGAUUCAAACUUACACUCAACGAUUUUAUGGACAAAUUGAAAAUUUAUUUGAAAGAAAAUACACCACAUCCAAAUGCAGAUGAUGGCAUUGUCAGCACUUUUGAUGAAAAAUAUUUCGAAACUAAAACCACAAACUCAACAAACAAUCAUGCAACAGCAUCACCGAAUCCAAAGCGAAAACGACUUGAACCGUCAUCACUGACUGAACAAGAGCAAAUCGAAUUAGCCAUUGCUCAUUCAUUGCGUGAAGUGAAUGCAGCCGAAGAUGACAAUAAAAGUGAUAGUUUUGGUGAACCAUCAUCGGACGAAUCGGACUUUGAUUUCGAUGAUGAAUCGUCAAAUCAAUCGUACGUAAAAAGCCAAACAUCACAAACCGUAUCGGAAAAAUCAAAUACGUUUGAUAAUAAAAUAGCAGAACAAGAAUGUGAUUCAAAGGUUGGUGAGGCCACACCAAGUACAGCACCCAACAUAGAAACAUAUGACAAUUAUUUAGGCGAUGAAAAUGAUGCAAAAGCUCGAAUACAGUUGCGACUUCCAAGCGGUGAUCGACACAUGUUUGAGUGGCCUUGUACGACAAAAUUGAAAGCGCUUAAGCUUUAUAUACCGUUUAAAUAUCCCGAAUUAACUAGCGACCCGUACAAAGUGAUUUGUCCGUUUGUCGGCGGUCAAUCGAAUAACAUUUUAGACAUGGACGAUGCGCUCACGCUCAAAGAAGCCAACCUCUAUCCAACAGUCAUCUUACAUUUAAGAAAUGAAGACUAAACAACCAAAUUAUGUGUAGUUUCCUUUUUAUAUGUUCAAUUUACUUUUUAUUCCAAUCUUUUUUUAUACAAAAAGAUUAUUUUUAUUUUAUUUUUCAAUUCACACGGAACAACAAAACAACAAAAAUAACAAUAGAAAUGAAUCACUUGAAAUUAAAAGUGUUAUUAUGUGUUGAGAUAUAUUGAAAUCAAAUUUUAUGUUUGUCGAUUGAAUCCAAAAUGCGAUUUCAUUGACCUCAUACAAUAAUCUAUUAAUUUCAAUCAAAUUACAUUCGUGCAUGUGAAUUAUGACACACAUUUUUUUGUUGUAUAGAAAAAACAAUUCAUAAAAUAAUGUCUCUCGUUUCAAUCGUUCGGUUAACAAAUAAACAUAUUUUUGACGAAAUUAACACGAACAAUGUAACUCAAUUGGUUAAAAGAGAAUUUAUUAAUUACAUAUUGUUAACGAUGAUGAUAAACCAAAAAUAAUCGAUGUAAAUUGAACAAAAAAAAAUCGGAUUAACGAAGAGGCAAACAGUUACGCUUAUGACGUAAAGCAUCGAGCAAAGAGUCGGAUGAAAUGAUCGAUUUACGUCAUUUGUUUGAAUUUUGAAAUGACCUCGAGAAAAGCAACGAUCGACUUAAACUAUUUAUGUGAUUUUCAAUCGAAUCAAACGAAAUAUAGUUUGUUUCCGAAUUGUAGAUCAAAAGAA